Messenger RNA from Corylus avellana, 588 nucleotides. Lineage: Eukaryota; Viridiplantae; Streptophyta; Magnoliopsida; Fagales; Betulaceae. The record is from RefSeq and is a predicted model, not a curated record.
AUGGCUGCACCGGAUCCAAGUGCAGGAGGCACCUUCAUAUGGGCAAUCUCUACCGUUUUAUUUGUGUCUCUAGCAGCCGGAGGUGGUUGCCUUGUACUGUACAUAAUCCAACCUGACUCAGAUUAUGCAUCUUGGCUUCCCUUUGUUGGGGUGGCAUUGGUUUGCCUUCCUUGGUUGUUUUGGAUGCUCACAAGCCUCUACCGAGUCAUUUCCCGGGCAUGCAGAGUUCGAGUUGCCGCCGGUGGUGGUAGAGGAGGACGACAAGGCAGCAGUGGUGGUGGCGGUGCAUUCGAUCAAGGAGGCUCUGCUCGUGCAAAUGUGGUGAAUAAUAAUAAUAAUAAUAAUGCAGCAGCAACUCGCGUGGAGGCGCCUCCACGCAUAGUAGAGACUCUGCCGGUGAGGUCUCCUGAAAGUGAGGCAAGAAGGCGCGCUCAAUUUGAAGCUAUUCUAGCAUUGGACGAGGAAGAUGAAGAAGAAGUGAAGGAUAAAAAGAAGGGUAGAUCAUCCUCAAACCAUUCAAGCACCGAUUUGUCAAUGGCUUCACAUGAGAGUGAAAUGCCAUUGGCCUUAUCCAUGGCAUCUCGAUGA